Messenger RNA from Drosophila mauritiana, 3071 nucleotides. Its product is annotated as gamma-aminobutyric acid receptor alpha-like. Gene Ontology annotation, cellular component: neuron projection; membrane; synapse. Gene Ontology annotation, biological process: regulation of membrane potential; nervous system process; monoatomic ion transmembrane transport. The transcript is spliced from 5 exons. The record is from RefSeq and is a predicted model, not a curated record. NCBI's taxonomy places the organism in Eukaryota, Metazoa, Arthropoda, Insecta, Diptera, Drosophilidae. Bases 576 to 2648 code for a protein of 690 amino acids. Gene Ontology annotation, molecular function: transmembrane signaling receptor activity; neurotransmitter receptor activity; extracellular ligand-gated monoatomic ion channel activity.
AUUGCGAACACGGUCAAAUUAGCCACAGCCUGUAAUCUUAAUAGUUCAUAGCUGAUAACUGAUAGCUUAAAAUGCCGCUGGCUAAUUGGCCAAUCAAAAACUGCCAACUGCAAGUCCAACAAGUUUCAGCAAUUAAAAAAAUCUAAAGAAACUUGUCGCAAAGGAGACGAGGACACGGGCCAAGACAAACGGAACUAAUGCCAGCCUGAAAGGAAUCUCAGAAAUUAAGAAGAAAACGCUUCAUGCAAUUGCUCUCGACCCGAGUGCAACUUCCGGUGCAUAAAUGAAAAUAAAUACGAGCAAAGCCGAGUCAACACACAGCUCAGGAAGAAGGCACUGUCAUCAGCAGCAGCAGCACGACCUCCAGAAUGGGAAUUUUAAUGGCGAUGGGAUUGGGAAUGGCAAUGCGAAUGAAAAUGGGACUGGGAAUGGGCAUGGCAACGGGAGCCAGAGGCCAGUUGGAGUGACAAAAGUUAGACAAACGGAUGUGUAGAUUAGACCGGCAACAACAGCAGAAGACUUUGACUAAACAAUAGUUGCAGCCAGCGAGCAAACAGCAAACAAAACCGAACAAUAUGUGCACAAUGCCAGCAACAACAGAUGCAUCCGGCUCCGGCGAUGCAUCAACUGACCUCAUCGCAGCAAGGAGCCUCUCCAGCCACCAAGGACAGCGCUCCAACUUGCGCAUAUUUAAACUUUUGAUUAGCUGCUGCCUCUUAAUGCUGUGCAUUUACCCAAAUGCCUGGCCCUGGUCCAUCGGCCCCGGAUCGGGACCCUUCUCCGUCUCGGCCGACAGCAUCAAGGGUCGCGGCGAUACACAUCGCCUGGGUGAGAUGGGCUCCCAGUCCCACACCUCCUUAUCCUCAUCCCUGCCGUCCUCGUGGCUCACCCAGAGCAAUAACCAUGCAAAUAUAUCCGAGUUACUGGACAAUCUGCUGCGCGGCUAUGACAAUAGCAUACGUCCGGAUUUCGGUGGACCUCCAGCCACUAUUGAAGUGGAUAUAAUGGUUCGCAGCAUGGGCCCAAUAUCGGAGGUCGACAUGACCUACUCGAUGGACUGUUAUUUCCGCCAAUCCUGGGUGGAUAAACGUCUCGCAUUCGAGGGCGCCCAGGACACGCUGGCACUGAGCGUCUCGAUGUUGGCACGGAUUUGGAAGCCGGAUACGUACUUUUACAACGGCAAGCAGAGCUAUUUGCACACGAUUACCACGCCAAAUAAGUUUGUGAGGAUCUAUCAGAACGGACGCGUGCUGUACUCCAGCCGGCUGACAAUUAAAGCCGGCUGCCCGAUGAAUCUGGCCGAUUUUCCAAUGGAUAUACAAAAGUGUCCUCUGAAAUUCGGUUCAUUUGGCUACACAACGUCCGAUGUCAUCUACCGUUGGAACAAAGAAAGACCACCCGUCGCCAUUGCCGAGGACAUGAAGCUGUCCCAAUUCGAUUUGGUCGACUGUCCGGCUGGCAAUUUAACGGACAUUGUUUACAAGGCGGCUGCUCCAAGACCACAACGUCGCCCAUUCAACAACAAGGAUCCACCACGACCCACCAGCAAGGUAAUGACCACUUUUGCCGGUCCGGCGGCAAAGAAUCAGCAUGUCCGAGGCACGGGACUUAAGCUGGACAAAGGAGCCUUCGGUACCGGACGGGAUGCAACUGGUGGCUCGGGGUCGUCCACCGGUCUAAGUGGCACUAUUACGCUGGAAACAAAUCAUCCGUCGGAGUACUCCAUGUUGAUGGUGAACUUCCACCUGCAGCGGCACAUGGGCAACUUCCUGAUCCAGGUGUACGGUCCCUGCUGCCUGCUGGUGGUCCUCAGCUGGGUGUCCUUCUGGCUGAACCGCGAGGCCACUGCUGAUCGGGUUUCCCUCGGGAUCACUACCGUGCUGACGAUGACCUUCCUCGGACUGGAGGCUCGCACGGAUCUGCCCAAGGUAUCCUAUCCCACGGCCCUGGACUUCUUUGUGUUCCUCUCGUUCGGCUUUAUAUUCGCCACAAUCCUGCAGUUUGCCGUGGUGCACUACUACACCAAGUACGGAUCGGGGGAGUGCUAUUUUAUAAUCGAGGAGCUGGACUCGGAAUCCGGGGAAUCGGAGACGGAGCCACUGACCUCGGACUUUCGGGGCAGCACAGAGUCCAAGAUUUAUGAAGUCAUUCCACUGUCCAUGUGCGCUAUUAGCAUGCCGCCGCCUCCCACUCGGCUGGGCAUGCUAACCUCCAGGAAUCGGAGGCCCCGGAACAGACGACAUGGUCUGUGGAGCAUGAAGCUUCUGGGUCUCUUCGACUGGCGGCGAAGAAGAAAGCCGCCACGUGCCGACUCCGACGAGGAUGAGGAUGACGAGCAGACGCAGCUGAGGGCCAACGAGGCACCGACCACGUCUGCGGCAGCUGCAGCGGCACAAGCUGCUGCACAGGCUGCUCGGAUCAGUCCUCCAACUGGAGGUCGCCGCCGGAUGUCCUACUAUCGACGCGAGGAGAUGGAGGCCCGAAGGAAGGGCAAACGAACGCCACAGUACAACUCCGUGUCGAAGAUCGAUCGCGCCUCGCGGAUCGUCUUCCCACUGCUAUUCAUCCUUAUCAACGUGUUCUACUGGUACGGCUACUUGUCGAGGAGCUCCAGGAUUUUGGCCAACACGCCGGAUGCGAGCACCUGAUGUUACCUUUUAGCAAUUUAGACAGGGUCCUCGAAGAAAUCAUCAAGCGAUCGCCGGCAGCAAACUUACAACUAAAGCUGAUGGAUAACGAUGCAUAGGCAGUGUCGCGGAAUUUCAACACUGCGAUUUUAUCAAGUUUUUGCAGAUGCAUCGUUUAAAAUCAGCUUAAGACAAGGCGUGGGGGGGAAAUCAGUUGGGGGAUCGGGAAAAGCAGGGGAUGGGUUUAACUUUUCAGAUUCAGUUACGCUCUUAUUCUGAUUUGCUACCAAAUGUGACAACGCUUUAUGGGAUUUCUUUUCGCGCUAAAUUGCUAAAGUACAGAAAACAGAACUCAACUCUAACAUAUCAGAGGACUUGUUAAAACGGACACUCUCGAAAAUGUCUUGCUUCAACAGUCAAAAUAUCGUAAAAAAUUUUCGAAAA